Nezara viridula (southern green stink bug) is the source of this 4744-nucleotide messenger RNA. Lineage: Eukaryota; Metazoa; Arthropoda; Insecta; Hemiptera; Pentatomidae. The record is from the annotation of a GenBank genome assembly.
UUUUAUAUUAAAAAAAAAAUAACGAAAAAUAUUACUACGUUAGUAUAAUUCUAAAUAAAAAAAAUAUUAACAUAUAAAUGGACAUAAUUAAAAAUAUUGUUGAUGUGCGUUUCAUUACCCAUAACGUGUAUUCUGCAUUUCAAAUAAUUUUCUUUGAAUUACUAUUUUGUAUAUAAGAUUUUAGUAAAAGUAUAGAUACUGAUCGAUAAUAUAAUAUAAUAUAAUCGCUAGAUAAGUAUAAAUACUAGUCAAUAUUAUCUUAACUAGAAAAAAAGACAAGAUGAUGAUAUUUGCCGGGAAACACAAUAGUAGGGGGGAUAGUAAAAGUUCUACUCAUGAACAGCUGUUAUAACUAUGUUUCAUUCGUUUCUUCCAUUCUUAUUCUUUACUACAAUUGUCGAACUAGAGCUUGAAUUAGUGGUGGAUGAACAAGAGCUGUUGCAUAGUCUUUGGAGAUUACAGGAUCGAACAACUGUUUAAUUUACCAAAGUGAAGAAGAACAAGAAGCUGAACACAUGUCGAACCACAUCGAUAUAUUUGACAAGCAACCGUCAUAUGGAACCUUCGAUGAGGUGUAUCAAAACGAAAACAAUGAAGGUGGUGGCCCUGAAAUGGUGGGAGAAAAUGGGACCAAUGAUAUGGACAAAAAAUCUGCUAAGAAAAUGAAGUACCCAAAAUCUGUAUUUUUCAUCAUUAUUAAUGAGUUUUGUGAACGAUUUUGUUAUUAUGGCAUGCGAGGGGUACUAGCAUUAUAUCUAAAGGAUUCUCUUCAAUACAGUGAAAAUAAUGCAACAAUAAUCUAUCAUAUGUUUGUGAUGCUGUGUUACUUUACCCCUAUCUUUGGUGGAAUUAUGGCUGAUGCAUGGCUAGGAAAAUACAACACCAUACUUUAUGUCUCUUUAAUUUAUGCUACUGGAAACAUUGUACUUUCUUUUGGAUCUGUUGAAGCUCUCAGCAUUCCUCAUAGAGAACUUUCACUCCUUGGACUGUUGUUAAUUGCAGUAGGAACUGGUGGAAUUAAGCCAUGUGUUUCUUCUUUUGGAGGGGACCAAUUUGUUCUACCACAGCAAGAAAGACAACUGCAGCGUUUCUUUUCUGUCUUUUAUUUUUCUAUCAAUGCGGGAAGUGUUCUUUCCUCCUUCUUAACUCCAAUGCUUCGUGAGUACCACUGCCUUGGCAGCAAUGAAGAUUGUUACCCAUUAGCUUUUGGUUUGCCUGCAGCAUUGAUGAUAGCAUCUCUUGUUAUAUUUGUUAUGGGGAGUCCCAUGUACAAAAGAAAUAGCCCACAAGGAAACAUUGCUCUCCAAGUUAGUGGUUGUAUUAGUCGUGCAGUUUCCAAAAAAAUUAGUUCAAAAGAAAAGAAAGAACAUUGGUUAGACUAUGCAGAAGAUAAAUAUAGCUCAAAGUUGAUAGCAGAUAUUAAAGUUCUUCUGAAAAUAAUCUAUUUAUUCACUCCAACCAUCGUAUUUUGGGCACUGUUUGAUCAACAGGGUUCCAAAUGGACAUUCCAAGCCAGUCGGAUGAAUGGAGAUUUGGGCUGGUUCACCAUUCAACCAGACCAAAUGCAAACCCUUAAUUCUGUACUAGUACUUAUUUUCAUUCCUCUUUUUGAAAGUGUAAUUUAUCCAAUAUUAGCAAAAUUACGAUUAGUGAGGACAUCCCUUCAGAAACUGGUAGUUGGAGGUUUUCUUGCAGCUCUUGCUUUUCUUCUAUCUGGAGCUCUUGAGCUUCGCAUCCAGCAAGAGAACCCUUCAUUACCAGGGAGUGGACAGUCAGAACUUGUUCUUUACAACUCAUUAAACUGCCCUGCUGUUAUAAAUGGAAUUCAAAAUGCCCCACAGUUGCCAGCAUUAGGCUUCCUUGACUUAAAUGAAAUAUCCUCUGAGCCCGUGAGUGUUACCAUAUCAACAUCCUGUGCAGGUUCUUGGACUGGUACUCUUGAACUUAAAGAAAACAAGGUUUUUUCUUAUAUGCUUUUAGUUGAAAAUAAUAACCUUUCUUUGACUCAAUUAAAUAUGACUGGAGGAAAUAAUGAAAUGGUCAAGUCUCCAACUUUUACUCCUAAACUAAAGAUUCUUUAUAGUGGCGUUGACCAAUUAUCAAUAUUAGCAAAAACUACCGAUAAUACGAGAAAUUUUACUGUAGAAUAUGGAUCUCAUCAGUCUCAGCAGAUUGUCAUGCCUCUAUUUGGAAGGUAUUUCAUUGCAGUUAAUGACAAGCUUAUAACAGACAUUACCUUAAAACAAGGUGGAAUUUAUGUUUUAAUGUUGGAUGGAAAUUUAAACAAUAUGACUAGCAAGCUGUUGACAGUAGUACAACCAAAUGGAAUGAGCAUGUUAUGGCAAGUUCCUCAAUAUGUGGUCAUAACAUCUGCUGAGAUAAUGUUUUCCAUCACAGGCCUUGAGUUUUCUUAUAGUGAGAGUCCUGAUAGCAUGAAAUCUGUCAUAAUGUCUCUUUGGUUAUUAACUGAUUCAUUUGGAAACAUCAUUGUUUUGAUUAUUGCUGGAUUUAAAAUGGCUAAUGCGGCUUAUGAGAUGUUCCUCUUUUCUGGAUUAAUGUCAGUAGUAAUGGUUUUUUUCAUUUUUCUUGCUUCCCAAUACACUUAUGUUGAUCGAUCUAAAACAGUAAAAGAAGAAAAGAAGGAAACUGUUAUAGAACAGACAAAAAUAUAAUAAUCUAGUCCUGCAUGAAAUGCUAAGGUAUAUGUAUACUAAGGUGUAUAUGUGUAUAUAAAUAUAUAUAUAUAAUGCUUUUUUGGAUGAGGUAAUGACUGUAAUAUCUAGGUGAUAAAUUUCUGACCGCUAUAAUGUGGAAUCUUUAAGCCUAGUCUUGUUAAUAUUAAUGUAAGUUAAAUAAAGAAAUCAAAUUGAAUUAAGAAAAGAAAGAAAUAAUAUUGUAAAUAUAAUUAUAAGCUAUUGUAAAUAGUAUACAGUUUGAAUAGUUUGACUUAUUUUUGGUAAAUUACUUUAAAUAUGAUAUAAAUUGUUCUUUUACCUACAAAUAAGUCUAUUAAGAUCUAAUUCUAUGAGUAUUUAGUUAUUUAUAAGAUUAUUAAAUUAGGAUUAUUUAUCAGGAUUCACAACAGUUUAGAUUAAUUAAAAAAGGUAUUUUAAAUAUGGACAUUCUAUCCAACUAUGUUUGAGACAGUUUUUAUUUUAAGAAAGGUGUUGUGUACACAAGAUCAUUUUGCAAAAUUAAUUGUUGGUUAUUUCACAAUUUGUUAGGAACAUACAUAUGUUAAAAAACAUGAAAACUAAAAUUGUAUUUAUUACUACUGUUAGUUAUUUAUUAAUAACAGAAAAUUAUAAAAGAUUAAAUAUAGAUGAAUUUUCACUAUUUUAACAUAGGUUAUCAUACUUUUAAAUCAUAGUCGUUAAGUAAAAUAUUGUAUAUUUAUGUUAAAGUAGACCUAUACAACUUUUUAAAGACCGCAUAAUUGUUCAACUUUAAAUGGUUUGAGACAAGAUAUUAAAAAUCUUGCAGGAUAGGCAAUGUAAAAUGAAAGAUAUAUACACACAAUGAUCUGAGAGAUUUUGACAAAUGUUGAGCAUUAAAAAAAAUGUUUUUUGACUCAUUUGUAUUAAAUUUUUAUUACAUUCAGUUAGGAUCAAAAAUAUCCAUACAACAGUUACAAAACAAAUAAAAAAAUAUAUAUUCAUAUUAUUAGUAGAAGGUAAUUAAAAAUAAUAAAACCUUUUAAUAUUAGCAUUAAAAAUUUAAUAUAAAGACAUUUUUGAACAUAUAAACUCCAUAACAUUGCCCUGUAAAUAAAUUAUGUUGAGGAGUGAGGAAGCUAUGCAAUUAUUAUUAAAUUGUUUUUUAUUAUCUGAAAGUUAAUUUUAUAAAUUAUAAUAAAUUUAAAAAAAAAUAUUAUUCAUAAAAUUCAUCCAAAAUUAAACAUUAACAUUUAUUACUAAUUCAGUAUUUUUAUCAUGCAUUUUAUCUCUUCUUGCAUUCUUAAGCAGUUCCAAUCAUACCUCAAGUAUGUCAUAGUCUUAGCUGAAUGGUUUUCCUAUUAUUAUCUUCCAGUUAUUAGGAAUGAAUGUCAAAUUUUAUAUCGCAGAGUGAGAUUUAUCCAACUUUGUCCUCACAGAGUUUUUUUUAUUUUAAUUAGCUUUUGUCAAAAUAUUCCUGUGAUUAGAUAAUAAGUUUAUUUAAUAAAAUUAUGUUUAAUCUCAUUAGGGGCUUCAAAGUUAUUUUAAAAAUAUUUAUAUAACUAAAUUAAAAUAUCACAAAUGUACAAAAUUUAUUUUGGAUUUAAAGAUGUAUAAUAUUCGGUUGCAUUUUUUCUGUUGAUACCUUGUGUUAAGAAAUAAAGAUAUUUUGCGAGAAACCUACUAAAGUGAACUAACAGAAAUUAUGUUAGGCUGGAUGAAUGAGAUUGGCUACCAUACUGAAAGGUUAAUUGAUUGAGUUAGUGAUAACUAUUAAUUUUACAGAGUUUGGUUUCAGAGAUGCAGAAUUAUACUUUUUAAACAAUACAGAGUUUCUUGAACCACUUUUUUUUUUUAUAUCUCAAGACUGAGGAAUUUAUUACCAUGAUUAAAACUAAUUUUAAUUAUUAGAGCCAUUGGUAUAUUCAAUAAUCUGAGUCAGAAUAGUGUAUGUAUUUCUACUUCUCUCCUUAUUUUUAAAUUAAUAAACAUCUAGAAUAAUGAUUGAUAUUUUAAUAAAAAUUGAUUAAAUGUACUUAUUAAGACAUAAGAAUUAUUAGGUUAACAAAUUGUUUUAUAUUUAUUUUCUA